This is a messenger RNA of Hyalella azteca, 729 nucleotides long. Its product is annotated as WD repeat-containing protein 74. Gene Ontology annotation, biological process: ribosomal large subunit biogenesis. Gene Ontology annotation, molecular function: protein binding. NCBI's taxonomy places the organism in Eukaryota, Metazoa, Arthropoda, Malacostraca, Amphipoda, Hyalellidae. Gene Ontology annotation, cellular component: preribosome, large subunit precursor; nucleolus. The record is from RefSeq and is a predicted model, not a curated record.
CUUAAUCCCAAUCACGUUAACUUGAGAGCCAACCAAUUGUGUGGAAAUUGAAAAAUAGUUUAACCGUAUUGACGCUGCCUUGAAAAAUAGUAGCGUUUUAGUAUUUGGUCAGUGGAUUAGUCUGGAACAUUUUUGACAAUAUACCUAUUGAAGAAAUGGAUGAAGAGCUAGAAAAUAAACCUAAUUCUACCAACCAUGUUUACAUCGGAACUGAUACCGGUUACCUCAAAGGUAUUCAAUUCACAAGCAUAGGCGCCAAGAUUCAAAACUUCAAACUCUAUCGAAAGCUUGACCAAAAUAAUGCUGUCACUGCACUAGCUUGGAGGGACGAGGCAGAGAACGAGAUUUACGUUGGACAUCGUGACUCUACAGUUAGUCUUUUUGACACAAGAUUUGGCAAAUCCAUCUUCCGCCAUCGACCAAAGAGAGGGUCUGGAAAAGUUGUGAGCAUAAUAAACACGAAAGGGAACGUAUUGGUUGGGCUUGAGUCAGGUCACAUCUGCUCGUUAUUGAAGUGCCCCAGGAAGGAAUUAAUAGCGAUCGAUACGCUGCACCGCGUCAAAGCUUCCUUCAGAGACAAGCCCAAACUGAGCGUCGUGAAGACGCAUCCUGAUCACAGCGCCAGGCUCGCCACAGGCGGCUGUGAAAAUGAUCUCAAAAUUUGGGAUUUGGAGAACACCAAAAAGCCUAUAUUUUCUGCUAAAAAUGUCCCUCACGAUCCCCUGAACC